Molecule: messenger RNA, 675 nt
Organism: Phytophthora infestans T30-4
Lineage: Eukaryota; Oomycota; Peronosporomycetes; Peronosporales; Peronosporaceae
Product: aquaporin, putative
Exons: 2
Coding region: 1-675 (224 amino acids)
Biological process (GO): glycerol transmembrane transport; water transport
Cellular component (GO): plasma membrane
Molecular function (GO): glycerol channel activity; water channel activity
Source: RefSeq, a predicted model, not a curated record
AUGACUCGGAACUCGGACCUGGAGAAGAACAGUCACGCUGCGUACGCAGACCUCGAGUCUCCGGGAGACCCGAGCCAGCACCUGCAGCACCUGACACCAGUGGAAAGCGUAUCGUACGUGAUCAAGAGUCAAUUCACCAAGGAGAUGAUGGCCAAGUUCCUCGCUACUUUUGUCACCAUGCUCUUCGGUCUGUCGUGCAUGACUCAGGUGGUGCUAAGCUGCAAGACCAGUGGCAAUUUCGUGACCAUCGCACUGUGUUGGGGUCUCGCCUUCUUCUUCGGUAUCACCGUCGGCGGCGGUAUCUCCGGUGCACACCUGAACCCGGCAGUAACCACAACACUGGCACUCCUCAAAUUAUUGCCCUGGAAGAAGGUACCGUUCUACAUCCUCAACCAGGUCGUCGCUGCGUACGUGGCUGCGCUCUUCGUGUACAUCCUGUACCGACCGAUGUUCAACGAGGUUGACCCGGACCGGGUGGCAACGCACACCAUCUUCGCGACGUUUCCGCACGAGAACGUUGGCAACUUCACGUGCUUCUUGACGGAGUUCGUGGCCACGGCACUGCUGAUCCUGGGCAUCCUUGCACUACUGGACCAGCACAACCGUCCUAUCGGCAAACACGCCGUAACGCCUGCUGUCGGAGCGUUGGUCAUCCGACCGUCAAAUGUAAAGUAA